AUGUCCAAUUUUGAUCCACCGCGCCCGUCCAACGCCCAGGACGAAACCCGCAGCCAACCUUCGCAGUCUGACCGGUCGCCGUCGUUUGCAUCGUCUGCGCUUCCUGCACGAGAUGCCGCCGGCACCCAGCAGGAUGCCCAGGGACAGCAACCUGGGCACAAGCGAGUGUACCAGGCUUGCAUCCCAUGCCGCCGCCGAAAGGUUCGUUGCGAUCUAGGCUCGGUCGACAAUCCUCAUGAUCCGCCCUGUGUUCGCUGCCGGCGCGAGAGCAAAGAAUGCUUUUUCAGUGCUACUCGCCGGAAGCGCAAGACCGACGACGACACGGGGAUUGACAGCGAUGACUAUAUCGUGCGAAAUGGCCGUCGAAAGCUCCAUGUAGACGAAACAGGAACCUCCCGCCUUGACGGCGGCGCGUAUGACGAUGCACCUCUGGGUGCCGGCCUUGCCAACGUCCGCUCCCAUCCCCUCCGGCGUCCCCAGCCUGACGAUCCGUCCACACGCAACGGCAACACCGGGUCACGCAAGGCGGACAACAUGGCGGCCGCCGAUGAGCCCAACACGCCGCUCGAGAACUUUGAGGCACAAACCGUCAUGCGCCGCGAGGUAUACGGCCCUCACGAUGCUUUGGACUUGCUCUACAAGGCAGCCACGGACAGUCCCCAUACGAAACAGGACGAUCCCAGCAAUGGUACGCCCGCAGGACCUUCACAGAACAAGUAUACCCUGCAAUCAGGGCAGGGCUCUCUGAGUUCUGAGUACUUUACUACACCCGCCACUGCCUACGGCCCCAACCGGCCUGGCCGCGCCGCAUCACACAACGAACAGGUUGUCGACCCCGAGCUAGGGCGGCCUGACCCGUCAACCCUCCCCGGCUAUGCAGACGCCCUCAAACUAUGGGCAAGGUUUCGGUUUGUCCGCGCUGGGUGGUUUACCGCCCAGGAAGCAAUCGAAUAUAUUAAUUACUACUACACAUAUCUUUCACCGUUGACACCCAUCUCACCUCCGACAUUCAGCAAUCCAGCCACCCACGUCACACUGUUGACGGAAGAGCCAAUUCUAGCAGUCACUCUUUUGACAAUUUCAUCUCGGUACAAGUCGCUUGUAGGUGCCGGCGCGAGCUGCCGGUCACACGCCGUACACGAGCAACUGUGGACAUACUUGAGAGGUAUGAUCGAGCGAGUCGUAUGGGGCCAAGAAGCAUUUGGUGGCGGUUUCUGUGGUUCAGGUGCGGAUGAUUCGCAGACGUCCAGCACCGCGCCAUGGCGCGGUUUGCGCAAGGGUAGUCUCCGCACCCUGGGGACUAUCGAGUCGCUCAUGAUCCUUACCGAGUGGCACCCGCGCGCCUUGCACUUCCCUCCUGCGGAUGUCACUGACGAGCUAUUGCUCUCCGCAAAUGCACGGGACAACGUCGUUGGCGACGAUGGUGACACUCGUCUUGCCGGCGGCGUUCGUGGCAAGCGGAUCGACAGUUGGCUGGAGCCUGCCUGGCGGAGUGACCGUAUGUGCUGGAUGCUCCUGAGCACCGCAAUGGGUCUAGCCUAUGAACUAGGCGUGUUCGAUGACAUUGAUGAACUGCUCACUUCCGGUGGCAUCACGCGUCCGGAAUACGAAGAAGAAACAUACCGCCUCCGCGCCUACCGCAUCAAGCGCCUGCUCCUGAUCUACCUCUCCCAGCUGGCUGGUCGCCUUGGCUGGACAAACAUGGUCCCGGAAAGCCUGCGGAAAAAAGAUCCGGUCGCCUCUCGGAAACGCCCAAACUCCUCCUUUGAAGGUCAGACACCUAGAACCAGCCUCUCGUCCGUGUCCAAUGCGUUUAACUAUAUCCCCGAUUUAGAGCUCGACGACCAAAUCAUCCACUGCUGGGCAGGAAUUAGCAACGUUAUGCACACCGGCAACGAGAAACUAUUUUCCUCUCGGCAGCAUACGGCAGAGAUUAUCCAAAGCGGGAAAUACACUGAGUUACUCAAAGACUUCCAGCCCUUGCUUCGAGACUGGUGGAAAGAAUUUGAGCGUUUCAAACUACCAACCUUCAUUCGGCACAUCCUCAGCAUCGAGUACGAAUACGUUCGCAUCUACAUUAAUUCCCUCUCCCUCCAGGCCGUUGUGGAGCGCUGUACGACAAACGCAGGCAACAGUGCGGGAGGAGGUAGUGCCACUGGGGAUGCACCACCACAGCUGUCUCCCCAAACACAGAGUUACUACGGAAAGCUUCCUCUUGGCCGACUUGGUGGUGUCACGGCUGUGGACCAGGCGUACGUAAAAGAAGUAGUCGACGGGUGCCGAAACUUGCUUCGAACCGUCGUUGAUGGACUCCUCCCGGGAGGAUAUCUCAAGCAUGCCCCAGUACGGACAUAUUUCCGCAUCAUCAGUGGGGCUAUGUUUCUGCUGAAAACAUUCGCACUUGGUGCUCCCAAGGCUGAUGUUGAGAUUUCCAUAACUCUCAUGGAUCGAACUGUGGAUGCCCUCCGCAACUGUGUAGUCGAUGACGUGCACUUGGGGACCCGGUUUGCCGAUCUCCUGGAGUCCCUUACAAGUCGGCUCCGCAAUCGUUUCAUACAUGCACCAUCUCUGCCUGCUUCUGCAAACGCUCCUCAGUCAGCCAGUGGCGGGAGCCCUAACCCAACUGCUGAGGCGGCUUUUGGUGUAAGUGGACAUGCACGAGGCCUCGCUGGGCCUGGACAAGGUUUGACGUCGUCCGCUUCUCUGCCGGCAAAUGGCGAUCAGAAUUGGUCUAAGACGGGAGUAUCAAGUCUUGAGCGUUCCGGUACACCCGCCAAUAUUUCUGCGACACCAUUUGAUUCUACGGCGGGUAGUUUUCCCUAUCCCUCGGGCACAGCAUCUGUGCUUAACCCAUCCACCCCGGCCGCCAUUGUCGGCAUGGACAAUCCACUCGGCGAUGCUAUUUACUCCGACGCCACAGAUUGGACCAACAAUGAAAUGUGGUAUCUUCCUGCAGGGCCAGCCUUUUUCCAGAACAUGGGUGACUCUAAUGUCGCCAUGACAGCAGAGGGUGUCAGUGUCGCGGGCAUGGAUCUUCUCGAUUUCAUGGCCAUGGAUCCUAACGGGUUCUGA
Molecule: messenger RNA, 3072 nt
Organism: Sporothrix schenckii 1099-18
Lineage: Eukaryota; Fungi; Ascomycota; Sordariomycetes; Ophiostomatales; Ophiostomataceae
Product: c6 zinc finger domain containing protein
Exons: 4
Coding region: 1-3072 (1023 amino acids)
Biological process (GO): aromatic amino acid catabolic process; positive regulation of transcription by RNA polymerase II
Cellular component (GO): nucleus
Molecular function (GO): zinc ion binding; DNA-binding transcription factor activity, RNA polymerase II-specific
Source: RefSeq, a predicted model, not a curated record